AUGUUUGAGUACAGGGGUUCUGAUAUUGCAUAUAUACUGCUUUAUGUCGACGACAUCAUUCUUACGGCCUCUUCAGACGAUCUCCGUAGGUCUAUUAUGGCACUCUUGAGUGCUGAGUUUGCUAUGAAAGACCUUGGUCCACUGAGCUAUUUCUUGGGUAUUGCUGUUACUCGUAAUGCAGAUGGCUUAUUUUUAUCGCAGAACCCUGGAACGGGCAGACCAUAUAUCUCAUAUGCCGUCCAACAGGUGUGUCUCCACAUGCAUGACCCUCGUAAUGAACAUAUGGCUGCUCUUAAGCGUAUUCUGCGCUACAUUCAGGGGUCUAUCGACUUUGGUCUGCAUAUCUACAAGUCUACUGUCAACAGCUUAGUCUCCUAUACAGAUGCAGAUUGGGGUGGUUGCCCGGAUAAUAGACACUCCACCUCUGGCUAUUGUGUCUUUCUCGGUGACAACUUGAUUUCUUGGUCUUCAAAACGUCAGCCUACAUUCUCCCGUUCUAGUGCCGAGGCCGAAUAUAGGGGAGUUGCUAAUGUUGUCUCCGAAUCCUGCUGGAUCAGAAAUUUACUCCUUGAGCUACAUUGCUCGAUCCAAAAGGCGACACUUGUUUAUUGUGACAAUGUGAGUGCAAUAUACUUAUCAGGUAACCCGGUACAACAUCAGCGCACUAAACACAUUGAGAUGGACAUACACUUUGUUCGCGAAAAAGUUGCCCGUGGUGAGCUGUACAUAUUCACACUGGUAAAUAAAGUUCACUUACAAUUUUGGUCUCUGCUUUGUUCUGUUCUCAAAGCUGUACAUAUUCACACUUUGGUGAAGCUAAAUGAAGAUGACAAUUGA
Messenger RNA from Lycium barbarum (goji berry), 837 nucleotides. RefSeq lists its product as uncharacterized. Lineage: Eukaryota; Viridiplantae; Streptophyta; Magnoliopsida; Solanales; Solanaceae. The transcript is spliced from 5 exons. Bases 1 to 837 code for a protein of 278 amino acids. The record is from RefSeq and is a predicted model, not a curated record.